Oppiella nova is the source of this 334-nucleotide messenger RNA. The record is from the annotation of a GenBank genome assembly. NCBI's taxonomy places the organism in Eukaryota, Metazoa, Arthropoda, Arachnida, Sarcoptiformes, Oppiidae.
UAAUAGGCUUAACGGCUACAGAAUAUUCUCGACACUCGUAUAGUACUUAAAAACAUACAGUACUUCAGCACAAGUAUUGCCUCCGAAAUAAUAGACAUUAAAAAUGAAGGAAACCCUGAAAUCGAUUGAGGAAAAGGAGUUUAAUUGCAUUAAGAUUGUGGUGGUGGGCGACAUGCGAUCCGGAAAGACCUCGCUCAUACACCGAUUCAUCAACGAUAAAUAUCCAGAGGGUAACCCCUGUAGAUCAUUAGGGAAACCCCCGUAUGUAUCGUUAGGCAACACUCAUAUAUAUCCUGAUGGGUGUGUGGAUCCCAUUCCCACAUCUUUUAUAUGA